AGAAUGUCACUCUUUGGGAUGGUCGCAUUUCCUCCUGUCCCAUCGAUAUCACUGUCGUUGGCUGUGGUCUUGGUGGUCUUGCCGCUGCCUUUACGUUGUCCAAGGCUGGCCACCGAGUGAUGAUUCUCGAGGCCGCACCCGCCAUCGGUGAAGUCGGCGCCGGCAUCCAGGUUACGUCCAACGUCAGCAGGCUUCUUAUUCGUUGGGGUCUGAGGAAGCAGCUUGAAGCCCUCGGUGUCGUUCCGGCAGGCUUUUGCUUUAGACGUUGGGAGAAUGGUGAAAUGAUCGGGUAUACCUCGUUCGAGCACAUGUUCCCUGACUACGGUUCGCAUUAUUAUCAUCUUCACCGCGCCGACUUCCACCGGAUGCUGUACGACUUGGUCGUCGAUGCCGGCGUCGAGAUCCGUUUGGGGAGCACCGUUGUAAAGAUCGACCCAGAGAUUCCCUCUUGCACCCUCCAGAGCGGCGAGGUCGUGAAGUCUGAUCUCAUUAUCGGGGCUGACGGAGUGAAGUCCAUGAUUCGCGAGGUCGUCGUCGGGCACGAGGACAAGCCUGUGCCGACUGGAGAUGCGGCAUACCGGGUUAUUCUACCCACAGAGCUACUCCUGAAGGAUCCAGAUCUGGCACCUUUCGUCAACGAACCCCAGAUGACCAUCUGGAUGGGUCCCCACCGUCAUAUCGUCGCCUAUUGCGUGCGCGGCCGGCGCGAUUUCAACCUGGUUUUGGCACAUCCUGAUGAUGGCUCGGUGGAGUCGUGGACUGCGCAGGGCAGUGCCGACAAGAUGCGCAAAGACUUUGAGGGCUGGGAGCCGCGCGUUCAGAAGCUGCUGGAUCUCGUGCCCUCUGUCCUGAAGUGGAGGUUGAUGGAUCGCAUGCCUCUGGAGAAAUGGGUACACGAUUCAGGGAAGGUCGUCUUGCUCGGUGAUAGUUGCCAUCCCAUGCUUCCUUAUCGAGCUCAAGGAGCAGCCAUGGCUAUUGAGGACGCUGCCUUCCUAGGCAACAUCUUCUCUCGUCUUGAAGACAAGUCCCAGGUCCCAGUGUUCAUCCGCGGCUAUGAGACGGGCCGGUACCCUCGAACCUCUGAAGUUCAGGCUUCUGCCCGUCUCAACCAGAAGAUCAACCAUUUAGUUGACGGACCCGAGCAACUCGCGCGCGACACCGUUAUGAAGACUGCGAUGGAAAAGCCUGGGACGAACCAGGAUGAAUGGAAUCAAUGGUCGGAUAAGAGGAAGGGAGACGCGCUCUACGGAUAUGAUGCGGACGUAGCGGCUGACCAGUUUUGGGCUGAGACGCUUGCGAAAGAUGUGCAGGUGAAAGCUGCGAACGGGCACGCUCGUCUGUGAUCGCGGUAACGUGUUGAAUAUUCUACCGAGUAGUUUUUGGGCUGUACAUUAUUCAAUGGUAUACCG
Molecule: messenger RNA, 1409 nt
Organism: Dacryopinax primogenitus
Lineage: Eukaryota; Fungi; Basidiomycota; Dacrymycetes; Dacrymycetales; Dacrymycetaceae
Product: FAD/NADP-binding domain-containing protein
Exons: 5
Coding region: 120-1343 (407 amino acids)
Biological process (GO): secondary metabolite biosynthetic process
Molecular function (GO): monooxygenase activity; FAD binding
Source: RefSeq, a predicted model, not a curated record